UACUUUGUCAACCUCACCGUCGGCACACCCCCUCAACCCCAGACUGUAAUUAUCGACACUGGAAGCAGCGACACUAUAUUCCUGGCUGCGGAUGCGCCUGCCUGUCAAGCGCAAAAAUCAAAGUCAAAAUGUCCUGGCGGGUCAUACAACUCAUCAGCCUCGUCUACUUUCCAAACGCUCUCUCCAGGCGCUAUAGACGCAGGUUAUGGUGAAAAUGCCACCGCCACUUCCAACCAAGGUGGCUACGUUGCAGACCUUGUGACCGACAUGAUUCAGAUCGGCGAUAUCGUUGUGACUGGUGCUCACUUCGGACUCGCACAUGAAGUCGAAGGCAACUUUCUGGGCAAUGGCCUUUACACCGGCAUAAUGGGCCUCAAUUAUCCAGCUCUCGAGGCGGUCGAGGAAGGUCAACCAAAGUAUCCCACUUUUGUUGAAUCACUGGUCGGUGCCAAAGCCAUCGCUUCCCGUCUCUACAGUCUCUACCUCAACGAGCUCAGCAGUUAUGGUUCAAUCCUGUUCGGUGGUGUCGAUACCGAGAAGUAUAUCGGCAACCUCACGACGCUGAACCUCUUGCCAUCGGGACUUGAAGAUAAGAAAGUCCAGCUAUUUCCUUUGCGUAUGGAACAAGUUUCCAUCACCCACGAGGAUGGCACAGAAGAGACUAUCGUUGCACCCAACGAAUUUGACAAAGCCAUCUUGCCAGAUUCUGGAACUGCCACUUGGAACGUUCCCUCAGACACUUACAACAAGAUAGUCAACAUGACUGGUGUCACAAUGUCAGGAUCCAAUGCAGUGUUGCCCUGCAGCAAGAUCUCCAACAAAACAUCCCUCACACUCACAUUCUCUGGCAACGGGACCAACAAAGCUCAACUAGAAGUCCCGCUCACUUCCUUCUUCAUCCCCGCAACACUUGCCGACGGCUCCGGCAUUGCAAAAGUUGACGGGGAAGACGCAUGUCUCCUGAUGGUCAAAGAAGCUGCUCCAAACUCCAGCAUAUAUCUCAUGGGCGAUCCCGUAAUGCGUGCUGGCUACUGGGUUUUCGAUCUCGACAAUGGACAAGUGUCUAUCGCGCAAGCACGUCUGUCAUCUACAACUUCCAACAUCGUUGCCAUUGAAGCUGGUCCUCAUGGUGUCAUGAAUGCGACUGAUCAGCCGAGUGAGCUUGGUGCCAAUUCGACUGCCAAGAUCGAUGGGACAGCUACUGCUUCGGUCAGCUAUACGUUGUCGACAGCUGCUGGUGCAGUGGGACAGACCGCGGGCCCACAAUCUACGACCCUGAGU
Aureobasidium namibiae CBS 147.97 is the source of this 1281-nucleotide messenger RNA. RefSeq names its product acid protease. The annotation marks the transcript as partial. Lineage: Eukaryota; Fungi; Ascomycota; Dothideomycetes; Dothideales; Saccotheciaceae. The transcript has a single exon. Gene Ontology annotation, biological process: proteolysis. Gene Ontology annotation, molecular function: aspartic-type endopeptidase activity. The record is from RefSeq and is a predicted model, not a curated record.